This is a messenger RNA of Penicillium manginii, 366 nucleotides long. RefSeq lists its product as uncharacterized. The coding region runs from base 1 to 366 and encodes 121 amino acids. Lineage: Eukaryota; Fungi; Ascomycota; Eurotiomycetes; Eurotiales; Aspergillaceae. The transcript has a single exon. The record is from RefSeq and is a predicted model, not a curated record.
AUGGAGCGACUCAGGGAUCCUGCAGUCCACCCUUCCUCCCUCGUCUCUCCUAAGAACUUCCUCUUCUCUGAUAAUCCUGUUCCUCGACCUGUCAGGUCUUUACUUCCUCGGGCCAUGGACAAAUCGCAGCAGCCCAGCUCAUUCCAGCAGCUGGAAAAGGUAUCUUGCUCCUCACCGAUGAUCUACAAUGUCCCCAAACUGACUUCAUUCCGUUCCUCUAGCUGGGAGAAGGCACUUAUGCCACUGUAUGUUCCAAUAUUCCAUGAUCCUGAUCCUCAAAUCUCCUCUCUUCCCUGCGCCUCCCCUCUCAUGGGCGCAUUUUCCAUCCUCAUCGUCCCGCUCCGCUCCCCUCCGCGCCAUCACUAA